CCUCGCGCGCGCCAUAUACCACCUUCGACAGUUCCAGUCUUGACCGGCGUGUGGAGGCCGUUCCCCAAUCGAAUCCUGAUGGAGCUGUUGCUCCCUGCACUAGUCUGGGAACGUGGAAACAGAAGGACUAAACAGGUGGUCAGAAACACAGCUAACAAUGUCGUCCCUGGAUAAAAUGUGAAAGAUAUUUUGGUCUCAUCUCUUUUUAAGGAUACAAGAUUCAAUAACCAAAGAUAAUUCAUGUUUCGGCUGACUUUCAAAGGAAUAAUUUAUCCUCGGUUUUCCUCCGAAUCUGGGCAAGAUCUAUCGGAUAUUAAACUAUGAAAGUGACUGUGUGUUUUGGAAGGACUAGGGUGGUGGUACCGUGCGGAGAUGGAAAUAUCAAAAUCCAUAUUCUCAUCCAGCAAGCCGUCAUGAGAUACAAAAAAGCAAUUGCAAAGGAUGCCAGCUACUGGUUACAGGUUCACCGGUUGGAGCAUGGGGACGGAGGUAUCCUGGACCUGGAUGACGUGCUGUGUGAUGUGGCUGAUGACAAAGACCGGCUGGUGGCGGUGUAUGAUGAACAGGAACCUCACCAUGGUGGCGACGGCACCAGCGCCAGCUCAACGGGCACCCAGAGUCCCGACCUGUAUGCCACCGAGCUCAACACAAGCAGCGUGUCUGCUUUCCAGCCCUACCAGGCCACCAGCGAGAUAGAAGUCACUCCGUCCGCCCUCCGAACUAAUAUGCCCCUCCAUGUGCGUCGCAGCAGUGAUCCAGCACUGGCGACGGUCAACGGGCCAUUCAGCGACCCCCGUGUGACCCUGCCGCCAGAGGAGCCGUCCAGGAAGAACCCCACCCGCUGGUCCACCACAGCUGGUUUCCUCAAACCACGACACUCUGUUGGAGACACCAGCACUGAAGCCAACAGCCUGGAGAGAAAGGGUAAGGUUGUGGACACGUACCGUAGUCUCCCCCGUGACUCAGGGACCUGGGCAAACCAGAGAGAGUUCCAGAGAGAGACGGCCCGCUCCUCCCUGAGCGCCAACCACCCCAUGGUAGACCGCUGGCUGGAGAGACAAGAGCAGGAGGAGGGGGGGCACGGGGAGGAGGAGAACGGCAGGAUCGAGCCGGUUGGCCGAGCUGACUCCUGUAUGGCCCACACCCCUGUGAGGUCACUGGAUGACAUUGUAAAGCUGGUAGAAGUGUCCAAUGACGGCGGGCCCUUGGGGAUCCAUGUAGUGCCUUUCAGUGCCCAGGACCGCAGGACUCUCGGCUUGUUGGUCAAGCGCCUGGAGAGGGGAGGCAAGGCGGAGCAACAUAGUCUGUUCCAGGAGAAUGACUGCAUCGUACGCAUUAAUAAUGGAGACCUGCGAAACAUCCGCUUCGAACAAGCCCAGAACAUGUUCCGCCAGGCCAUGCGUUCACCAGUCAUCAUGUUCCAUGUGGUUCCCAACCUGAUGAAGGCCCAGUACGAGCAGCUGUCACACAGCGAGAGGAACCCCGACGUGGCCUACUCCUCUGGAAGCUUCAGCCCUGACUCCCUAGCCAGCGAGAGAAGCAGCACAACCUCAGGCCUGGAUCACACCCCACAGAGGAUGUCCCGUGGUCCCCACCCUCACCAGCACCCCGAGCAGGGUGAUGCCUACACCUCUCUACCUCACCCCCAUGGGCUUGCCCAUGGGGGUUCCAUGGGCAAGCCCCCAUUAGGCCACGCCCCUCCAGGCCGCACCCCCUCCCCUCACAGGGUGCUAAACUCCACCCCCACGGCGGGCUUCACCAAAAAGGUCGGCAGGAGACUGAACAUCCAGCUGAAAAAAGGUCCGGAGGGUCUGGGUUUCAGCAUCACAUCGCGUGACGUCCCCAUCGGUGGCUCGGCGCCCAUCUACGUGAAGAACAUCCUGCCCCGAGGAGCUGCCAUCCAGGACGGACACCUCAAGGCUGGAGACAGGCUGCUGGAGGUGAACGGAGUGGACCUGGUUGGGUUGACCCAGGAGGAGGUGGUCUGUCUGCUGAGGGCCACACCCAUGGGAGGGGCUGUGGGGCUUGUAGUGUUACGACAGGAGGAGACCUUCCUGCCCAGAGAAGUGAAUGCAGAACCCCAGAUGCAAAGCCCCAGAGAUUUGAAGAUUGAGGAGGAUGACCUGGUGUUGACCCCGGAUGGUACCAGGGAGUUCCUGACCUUUGAGAUCCCUCUGAGUGACUCCGGGUCGGCGGGGUUAGGGGUCAGCGUCAAGGGCAACCGCUCCAAGGAGAACCACUCUGACCUGGGCAUCUUCGUCAAGUCCAUCAUCAACGGGGGAGCUGCCUGCAAGGAUGGAAGGCUGCGGGUCAACGACCAGCUGAUAGCGGUGAACGGGGAGUCGUUGCUAGGCAAGACCAACCAGGAAGCCAUGGAGACACUAAGGAAGUCCAUGUCGGUAGAGGGCAACAAGCGGGGGAUGAUUCAGCUGAUUGUGGCCAGGAGGGUCACUAAACGCAACGAGUUGGAGGCCUCUGGGAGCCCCCUGGGACCGGAGCAGACCCUCAACUCCACCCUGCUGGACGACCGGGAGCGUCGGAUCUCCCUGUACGGAGGCAUAGAGGGCCUGGACGACAACCUGAUGCCACGGCAGACACUAAUGGGCCGAAUGAUGGGUAACUACCAGCUCUCCCCUACAGUCAACAUGCCCCAGGACGACACAGUCAUCAUCGAAGACGAUAGGCUGCCUGUACUUCCUACCCAUCUCUCUGACCAAUCGUCUUCCAGCUCACAUGACGACGUGGGGGUCCCUCCCCCCUGGGCCAAAGAGAUUCAAAUUCAGAAUGAGAGCCCUCUGAGCCCUGAUGACACCGACCCAGACGGAGCCUUUCAGAGGGAGGGCUUCGGCAGACAGAGCAUGUCUGAGAAACGGACAAAGCAGUUUGGAGAUGCCGGUCAGCUGGAGAUCAUCAAGACACGCAAGUCCAAGAGCAUGGAUCUAGUAGCCGACGAGAUUAACCUCACCCCUCGCAAAGAGAACACACCAGGGUCUUCCACCAGGGACGUGGGUCCUUUCUUAGGCCUCAAGAAGUCCAGCUCUCUAGAGAGUUUACAGACAGCCGUUGCCGAGGUAACGCUGAACGGUGACAUGCCCUUCCACAGGCCACGCCCACGCAUCAUCAGGGGGCGGGGCUGCAAUGAGAGCUUCCGGGCUGCCAUCGACAAGUCAUACGACAGGCCAGCCGCUACAGAGGAUGACGAUGAGGACAUGGAGACAUUGGAGGAGGACACCGAGGGGAGCUCUCGGUCCGGGCGCGACUCUGUGUCCACCGUGGCAGAUCUGACGCCACUGCCUAACACCGAGAGACCGUUGGUCAACGGCAACCGCACCAAUGAAGACGAGAAGGACAAGGGAGGGAAUGACAAAAAGAAACAGAAGGACAAAGAGAAGGUCAGCAAGAACAAGGCUAAGAAAGGCAUGCUGAAAGGCCUGGGAGACAUGUUCAGGUUUGGUAAACAUCGCAAGGACGGAGAGAAAAUUGAGCGUAAAGGGUCAAGCAAGUGGAGGCCGGAGGAGCUGCAAGCCUCAGAGGACGAAACACUGAGGAUGAGACUGGAGCAGGAGAGGAUCCAGCUUAAGACACGGGAGCUGCGGGAGCGGCAGGCACGGGAGAGGGACUACGCUGAGAUCCUGGACAUCAACCUGAGCCGAGACGAGGAGCACCCCUAUGCCGGCAUCGGGCCCCUGGACACGUCCCUGGGCAGCGGACACAGCCGUCCCCAGAGCCCCCGAGACAACGACCACCACCACCAAGACUCCUCCCUCUACACACAAGUUGGCCAUGCCCGCAACGCAAACGGACGCGCUCCCUCCGCCGACAGCAACAGGCUAGCGCCUAGCAACCACGACCGGAUACAGCGGCUGAGGCAUGAGUUCCAGCAGGCCAGGGAGGACGAUGACCCAGACGACCGGAGACGCACCUAUAGCUUCGAGCAGCCCUGGCAGAACACCACCAACACCGGUCCAAGCCCGUACCAGACAGAUAGACAACAGACAGGCCGACACUCUGUGUCUGUAGAGAUGCAGAGACAGAGGCAGGAGGAGAGAGACGCCUUCCAACAGGCGCAGAGACAGUACAGCUCUCUGCCACGACAACCCAGGAAGAACCCUAGCUCCAUCUCUCAGGACUCCUGGGUCAAGGUCUACCCGCCGGGCGAGGGCUUCCAGACGACCAAGGAGAACCCUCGCUACUCCAGCUACAAGGGCUCCAGGAACGGCUCCCCGGGGGUGAGCAGUGUGAAUGCCCGCGUCUUGCUGGAGGCCCAGGAGCUGCUGAGGCAGGAGCAGAGACGCAGGGAGCAGAAGGCCAAAGGGAAGCAGCUACUACUAGCACCCCCGCAGGAGCACCACGGGAACAACACCUACAACGCCACUCCGUCAUACUCAGCUCACAUGGACCCUGUGUCGCCUAAGGGCCCCUAUAGACAGGACGUACCCCCCUCGCCCUCCCAGCUGGCCAGGCUCAACAGGCUGCAGGGGCCUGAGAAGGGGAGGCCCUUCUACUCCUGAGGGGAUAAGGGCGGGGAAGGGACAGGGCAGCCAAGAAGAGGCCACAGUUGGUGGUGACUACUUCAGGAGCUGAUUAGCUAUAGAAUGGGGAGGCCCUUCUACUCCUGAGGGGAUAGGGACAGGAUGGGCCAGAGGUGCCAUAGUUGUGGACAAUGUGAAUAGGGAAUGCACAGUGAGUGUUAGUAUUAAUGGCCUCUUAGUGCACUCCAUUCAGUCCCAGUCAGUCCUGUUUCCUCACACAGACUGUUGUUAAAUGAGACUUUCAGUGCCUCCUGUGUUCAUGGACAUGAUGCUUUCUGGGGUAGUAGUGGUGUUGUGGGAUUCAUAGACAUCUGUCACCCUCACGCUCUGACAAUCAUACAGGCAAACAGAUGUUUUUUCAAACAAUGGAGGUGUGUGUGUGUGUGUGUGUGUGUGUGCGCGAGACUGUCUUAAUGUAUGUAUGUGCGUUAUGCUAGUGUGGUGUGGACACUUACAAGGUCGCCUGGUUUGGUUAAACCAGGGCUCCUACUUGACCUGCCCUCCCCUGGACAUGAACCUCCCCAUAGUUGGUAGUACACUAACAUGUCAAAACAACAACGCUGAGCUCUCACUAUUCUAUUUCUCUGUUUUCAUCCUUUUUUUCUUUACUUCAGUAGUCACCAGUGGGCUAGAGAAAAGAGAGGGAGUGUGUAAAAGGAGGGGGAGCAUAGCACUGGUUAUUAAUGAAGGACUCUCAUAAAUUAUUCAUGUGUGUGCCAUCUCCAUGGAGAGAGAGAGAGUCUGAUCCACCGCCUGGCCUCUCUGCUCUGGGCACGGCUAACCUGGCCUGCCUGUCUCUGGCUUCCUCCUCUCCCUCACCACCACUUUCUCCUCCUUCUCUCCUCCUCUUUCCCCUAUCCUCCUCCCCCUCACCACCUAUUUCACCUCUUCUCCUC
Messenger RNA from Oncorhynchus tshawytscha (Chinook salmon), 5428 nucleotides. It is a transcript of the gene pard3ab, whose product is annotated as par-3 family cell polarity regulator alpha, b. Gene Ontology annotation, molecular function: protein binding; phosphatidylinositol binding. Lineage: Eukaryota; Metazoa; Chordata; Actinopteri; Salmoniformes; Salmonidae. Gene Ontology annotation, biological process: establishment of centrosome localization; cell adhesion; establishment or maintenance of epithelial cell apical/basal polarity. The transcript has 26 exons. Gene Ontology annotation, cellular component: apical junction complex; cell cortex; apical plasma membrane. The coding region runs from base 321 to 4511 and encodes 1396 amino acids. The record is from RefSeq and is a predicted model, not a curated record.